This is a messenger RNA of Fundulus heteroclitus (mummichog), 1315 nucleotides long. It is a transcript of the gene fkbpl, whose product is annotated as FKBP prolyl isomerase like. The record is from RefSeq and is a predicted model, not a curated record. NCBI's taxonomy places the organism in Eukaryota, Metazoa, Chordata, Actinopteri, Cyprinodontiformes, Fundulidae. The transcript has 4 exons. The coding region runs from base 155 to 1234 and encodes 359 amino acids. Gene Ontology annotation, molecular function: protein binding.
CACACUGCGCGCUAGGUCGAUGCACACCAGCCUCCGACACAAAGAGAAGAGGGCAGAGAGAAGACGGAGAAAAUAUUUCAGCUUUUAGUGUUUGUCCGUCUACAGCUGCAAGGUUUUUACUCUGUGCAAUCGACACCUGUUUGUGGGAUAAGUGAUGGAGCCUGUCCAUCUUGUAGAGAUGCAGCGAGACAAGCAGGACGCCGUUGAUGUCACCUCGUGGGUGUCUGUGUGUCCCGCAGGCCUCUGGAGGGUUCAGCGAAAAUGGACGCACGAGCGGACUCCUCAGAGCUGUUCUGACGCAGGAGAUGAUGCAUCCUGUUCACCUAAUUACUGUCCAAAGCUGGGUUCGCUGUGUCGAGUCCGAGUGCAACUCAAAGCUCGAGAAGAUGACGCUCAAGACGAUGGUUCCUCGUCUACGAAAGGAAAUGAGGAGUUAGCCGUCGCUGUAGCAGAAUUAGUGCCGACGCCAAUUGUUCGGCGUCUGGAAGCUGUGCUGCAGGUCCCGCUGGGCGAUUGGACAAAUCUGAGGCUGGGGGAGGGUCAGUGCGACGUCACAGAGGCCUGUUUGGAGGGCAUGCGAGCAGGAGAGAAAUGCGAGCUACAACUUACUCCUAUUGGAUCUGGACCGGAACCUUCUGUUCAGCAGCCCUCCGAUGGAGACCUUCCUCUCAUUGCCACUGUUGAGCUCCAAGCUUUCACUCCGGGAAAGGAGUCCUGGGAGAUGUCCCCCGCUGAAAGAUGGGAGUGGGUGAAAUCGCACAAGGAGAGGGGCGGAGGUAGAUUCAGGAGCGGCGACGUAUGGGGAGCAACAGACAGCUACAGCCGGGCCCUCAAACUCCUUAUCCCUCUGUGUGGCCUCGUUGGGGACGUGGAGGACACAAACUUUUUAGAGGAAACACACCAGCUUCCUUCGUCUGAUCAGCUGAAAAUCAAGAAAGCGGAGCUUCACUCUAACCUGUCUCUGUGCCAGCUGAAAUUAAACCAACCGCAGCGGGCCAGAGACAGCGCUGCUAAAGCCACCCAGCUCGAACCUGGCGCAUCCAAAGCCUGGUACCGACUGGGGCAGGCGUGCCAAAGGCUGAACGAGCUAGAUGAGGCCAAAGUCGCAUUUAAGAAACUGCUGGAGCUCCAACCGGACCUGCCCGCUGCAGUGAAGGCGCUCAAGGAGAUAACGAAUAAAGAAAAAGAAAGAAACGUGCAGCUGGGACUGAGACUCAGCAAAAUGUUUAGCUGAAAAAGGGAAUAUUAUUCUAAAAAGAUCUAAGUGCAAUUAUAACACUGCCUCUGUCUCAAAGUAAAGCCUUAUAACUACGAA